AUGCGUCUAACCUUGAUGCGAAUCGGCGCACUCCGGGUUCCAUCCGACGACUGUCGUCCAAACAGACGGGCUGAAGGGCUCGCUUCAGGUGUAACAGUGAAAGCGACACUGGUUGUAAGGUUUAUGCGCGUAUCGUGUAUAAACGUAACGCGGCGCGGGCGUCGGCGUCGUGCCGGACGGCAGGCGCAUCGGCGCGCCGCCACCGGCGGUGAGGUCGCGGGGCUGCGGCGCGGUGGCCGCGCUACAUGUCACUGUGCGGCGAGCGCGCUCUUCGCGCCGUGGUCACCGACUCUCAGUGGCGUCGCCGUCCUACUGUCUGCCCGACGGCCGGGACGGCGGCGCGCGUUGCACCGCCCCGCUGCACCGCCUGCCCCCCAGGCGCUAUGCCCCCCUCGCUCGACCCCCCUCCUCCCGUCGUGCUACACCCGCCCCGCCCCGAAGAAUUUUCCGCAUCGGGCGGGAAAAAUCGAUUGUGCAGCGAGCCCCGAAUAA
This is a messenger RNA of Arctia plantaginis, 492 nucleotides long. The record is from the annotation of a GenBank genome assembly. NCBI's taxonomy places the organism in Eukaryota, Metazoa, Arthropoda, Insecta, Lepidoptera, Erebidae.